GUCGAAUAUAAACACAUGGUCAUGUCGGUCAUAGAAAUGUUCUGCAAAUACGUAAGAGCUAGCAUCAUCCCCAGCACAUUAGACAAAGCGGAAAGGCCGCAAUUCGGUUCACUGAGCGCGCCCGAAAGAGACCAAAUCGCUCUGUAUUUACCGGAACUGUUAAGGUCAGUACGUUCCACUUACGCUACAUUAAUAAAGUUAGAUUUGCCCAACGAGGCAUUAGAUAUAGUAAGUUUGUUAUUGUUAGAUUUAAGAAUCCAUUGCAUGAGUAUUCUGUUUCAACAAGCUAUGGAACAGAUAAAACAGUUAUCUGAAACGUGGAAGAUAAACUUUGGGGGCAAACACAGCGGAAUCACAGAACUACCGUUGAAGUUCUUGCAGCUGAUCGAGGACGUGAUCCAAAUUGUGAAAGAAUCAGCGCUAUCGGCUGAACAACGAGAGACUUUCCUAUUAGAUAAUCCGACUGCUCAGAGAGAGCUUGAAAAACAGCUGGAUUGUAUUUUAACAGCUUUUCAUAACGUGUUGAAUAACUUAUCUUCGAGUGAGGAUUAUGAAGACGGUGACGAUAGCUCGCCUGUAGUCUCUCAGUUGAUAGGAACCCCUGUCAGUAGUCAUAAAGUGAACAGCAUUAAAACAAACGUACCAACUUGGGAGCACCGUUUGUUGAUAACUUUAUCCAACUGUCUGUUUACUAAGAAUACAAUAUUAGACACCGUUUCCACUAAAUUCAAGGAAGGCGGUUUUCCUCACGUGGACGUCCCUAUAAGAAAUGCCAAAAUUAAGUUGGAAAACUUGGAAAAAUCGAUCCUCGACAAAUACCUAGAACAAAAGAGCGAUCCUUUAGUUGGCACGAUAGAACCGUCGAUGUACUUAGGACGUUUCGACUGGGAUACAAACGUACCGGCAACGGACAUCCGUCCUUAUGCAAAAGAAUGCAUAAACAACCUUAUCAGCGUCCACUCGGAAGUUAACAAUAUUUCCGCAAAGUUAUUAGAUAGCGUUCUACCCAAAAUCGUUGAAACUAUUGCCGAAGAAUUAUACAGGCUCAUGUCGUGCGUUCAGAAAUUUAGUAGGGCAGGUGCGCAACAAGCAAGAGCCGAUAUAUGCGUCCUACAGGAGUUUUUCGAAGGAUAUUUGUCAGGAAGUGCCAAGGGAUAUUUUCAGGAAGCUCUAGAUGUCAUACCAGAGUUAGAAACAAUGGAGACGACUGUUAUUCAGGACAUCUUAAGGCAGUCGAAAGCCAAAAUGAGAAUACAGUUGUUGUGCUUAAAGAGGAGGUCCACGGAAAAUAGGAAUUAAAUGUGGCGGCACUUUUAUUUCUAUUUUGCAGUUAAAGUUUUAGACUGUUGUAUCAAAGCUGUUAUAGCAAAUUAUCUCUCCUGUGAUAAUUAUUUUUUAUUUGUCGCUUAACAAAGAUGCAAUUAAUGUUGAAAUACAAGAUAUUUAAAUAUGAAAAAAUAGUAACUAUAGAUAUUAAGGAAAAAACGUAAUGCUAAUAAAUUAUUCUUAAAAUUUAUUUACACAUGUAAUGUUAAUGAAAUGUACAAUGUACAAUUUUACAGUGGUUUUAUGCAGAUAUUUAUUACAUCAUGCAAGAUAUAUCUUGACAUUUACCAUGUGUAGGAUAUAAAUAAGGUGAUAAAAUAGUAUAUCGGCAUAUAGUUAUUUGUUAUUUGUACCUAAACUCUGCACCGUACGGUAAAUAUUAAGACUGCUUAAGUCUAACAAUAUCAAAAAACAUGUAUAUAUGGUAUUUUUAUUAUUUAAAGCUUUGUAAUAUGUAUCGUAAUGUAUUUAACUUAAUACUUAUUCUUU
Molecule: messenger RNA, 1815 nt
Organism: Anoplophora glabripennis (Asian longhorned beetle)
Lineage: Eukaryota; Metazoa; Arthropoda; Insecta; Coleoptera; Cerambycidae
Product: exocyst complex component 2-like
Exons: 1
Biological process (GO): exocytosis; Golgi to plasma membrane transport
Cellular component (GO): exocyst
Source: RefSeq, a predicted model, not a curated record